CUCAACAGUCGAACAAAACCUCUCCUGUCCACUUGACUUGGGCAAGUCGAUGACGCUGGAUUCUAUUUUUUUUUUUUCUAGAUCAAAAUAGUACAGAUAAUCAACUUUUUCAAAAGAAAAACAUUAUAUUUGUAAAAAAAAAAAGUAUUAGAAAAUUAAUUGAUUAAUUAAUCAGAUAGAAACUAUGUCGAUGAAAAGAAUCAAUUCUUCUUGGUGAUAAACAUGGAAUUUAUUAAUCAUUUCGCACAAACAAACAACGCUCUCAAUCAAACGAACUGUAUUAUUGAUUGAGAAAAGAAAAUGAGUUCAACCAAUGGGAAUCAGAAUGAUGAAAUUCAGGAAUCUAAUGGUUCUAAACCUGAGGGUGAAAAGCCUUUGGAUGUUUCCACAUCGAGAAGGAUACUAUUGAGCGAGAAAAACGCUCAAACGAAGAAACUCGAUGAGAGCUCGGGUUCAGCUUCGAGUAGGCUGAAGAUUUUCCAAUUUGGCUCUGCUUCGGCGAAGUUCAAGCGGUUGGCGCAGGAUAAAGAUGAAAUGUCGCGGUCUGUUGGUUCUUCGAGUGGUCAUGGUAUUCGUGAGCGUAUUAAUGGGGUCUUUGCUCGGAAGAUUGAUUGGAAGUCUCUGAUGAAAAUGUGUAAAGAAUGGAUUCGGGAUCCUAUGAACAUGGCCCUUUUUGUUUGGAUUUUGGGUGUUGCUGUUUCGGGGGCGAUUUUGUUUAUGGUCAUGAUUGGAAUGUUAAAUGGUGUAUUGCCGAAGAAGUCGCAGAGAAAUGCAUGGUUUGAGGUUAAUAAUCAAAUACUCAAUGCGUUGUUUACUCUAAUGUGUCUCUACCAACACCCGAAGAGAUUCUACCACUUAGUACUUCUCUGUAGAUAUAAACAAGAUGAUAUUUUUAGACUCAGAAAGAUUUACUGCAAGAACGGGACUUACAAGCCCCAUGAGUGGGCACAUAUGAUGGUUGUUGUUGUUCUUCUCCAUGUAAAUUGUUUCGCUCAAUAUGCAUUGUGUGGUCUGAAUUGGGGGUACAAGAGAUCCGAGCGGCCUGCAAUAGGAGUAGGAAUAUGUGUAUCUUUUGCAAUAGCUGCUCCUGCAGUUGCUGGGUUAUACACCAUUAUUAGUCCCCUCGGGAGGGAUUACGACGAAGCCGAUGAGGAAUCGCAGCUUCAUAUUACCUCAGAUGGCAGUAAGAGGCCAGAUCAGUUGCGAUCAAAAUCGUUAGAGAAAAUAUAUUCAUUUGCAAAUAGAGACGACCGAGAAGCUAUCGAAAUUACGCCGCUAUGGAGCGGAGGGAUUCUUGAUUUUUGGAAUGAUCUCUCUCUAGCAUAUUUGUCACUUUUUUGUACAUUUUGUAUCUUCGGAUGGAAUAUGGAAAGGCUUGGAUUGGGAAACAUGUAUGUUCAUAUUGCAACAUUUCUUCUCUUCUGUAUGGCUCCGUUCUGGAUAUUCAACUUGGCUGCUGUUAAUAUCGAUAACGAGAUGGUGAGGGAAGGAUUAGGAUUUACUGGUAUCAUUCUUUGUGCAUUUGGCUUGCUGUAUGGUGGUUUUUGGAGGAUUCAAAUGCGAAAGAGGUUUAAAUUGCCAGCUUAUACGUUCUGUUUUGGCAAACCAGGGCUUUCGGAUUGCACACUCUGGCUAUGUUGUUGUUGGUGCUCUCUAGCACAGGAAGCUCGAACUGGGAAUUCUUACGAUAUUAUAGAAAAUAAGUUCUACAACAAACAUGUCGAUGGUAGUAAUCAUUUGCAGCCCUCACCUCGUGAAGGUGGCUCGGAAUCCGGCUCGAGUUCCCCACUUGGCAAUAAUCGCAGCCCAUCCAAGGCGGUAAUAACUGAUUCUCAAAGUCCCAGCAGAUUUUCAAAUGAGUACAAAAAUACAGAUAGGAAGCUUCCUACAGUAGAAGAAGAGUUUUCUGCUGCAAGCAAGGAUGUUAUUAUGGCUCCACCGUCUCCAUCAGUGAUAGAAAGAGAAGCCACUUAGCUGGAGCAUGAGGUUCUUUUUCUUAGUAACAAGUCAAUAUGGAGAGAGAGGUAAUGUAAAUUUUCCAUGUAUCAUGAGUGUAAUAUUGUACGGAAACUUCUUCAGUUUUACAUUUCGAUGUUUUCAGAAUCGUUUUAAUAUUCAGAAAUUCUACAUUUACAACCUA
Molecule: messenger RNA, 2140 nt
Organism: Mercurialis annua (annual mercury)
Lineage: Eukaryota; Viridiplantae; Streptophyta; Magnoliopsida; Malpighiales; Euphorbiaceae
Exons: 2
Coding region: 301-1974 (557 amino acids)
Biological process (GO): sesquiterpene biosynthetic process
Molecular function (GO): cyclase activity
Source: RefSeq, a predicted model, not a curated record